GCGGAACGGGUACGACCUCAUACUGGGUUCGGUUGCGCGAUGUUUGGGGGAAGUCGUUGAAUUCAAACCAGAUGCCCAUCUCCCGUGCCAGGGCGUGUUGCGGCAGGUGUGGAUGAGUCUGGGAGUUCACGACAGCAUAUUAGAGUUCUUGGUGUCUCACCGGAUAUUCCGCGCAGGCGAAAAGCUAGUUGUUUCAGAUUCGUCUUCCCAGCAUGGGGGUUUUCUCGAAGAGUUGAGCGCAGCUUUGCUGGGCCUCUGGAAGUUUGUUCAGUUCAGCGAAAGCAGGUGGCUCACAGUAGGCCGCGCCUGCAGACCGAUCACUUGCGGCUUCCUCUCCGGUCUCGACCUGGUGUGCCAGCGCAUUAUCGACAUGCCACACACGUCUACUUACUACAUCGGAGGUGUUCGUCGCAUUUUGCCGAACGUUCACCGCCGAUUCAUCCUCGUCGCGUCCCUGACAACGUGGCUGCCGGAUGAGAUAUUCCAGCUCUUACUGAGGGACGACAGGUUGAUGAAGCAGAUCGACGCUGUGACCGAGGCAAUGGAUGAUGAGUUUGAGUACCUUUGUUUCAUGAGCUCGGAGGUUUACGAUCUCUUGGCUGUGGCGUGCCCUGGCAUGAGCGGGUUCGAUCUGCGGUGCGACGUCUUGGGGGCUGCUCACGUGUUGCGAGCGUUCAUAUGGUUCAGAUCUUUACGAAAGUUGAACGAGUAUCCGCUCUGCUUGGCCAUGGGUGACGUCAGGGCCAAUGUGGGGGAGCUGCUGCAGGGCGAUGAGCCCGACGAGGACGUGGCGGCCAGAAUCUGGAGGCUCGGCCGGAAGAGGUUGGCACCCUUGCCGCGCAUCUGGUCCGCUCUGGAGUUGCUGAAGGAGACUAGCUUUUCGACUCGCAUCGUUGAGCAGAUGCACGCCCACGCAGCGGUGCAUGCUCGGUUCCACCCCGAAUACGAUCUGGAGACCGUGCGCGUCAGGGCUUUCUGCUCCCUCGUGAACGCGUUGAUGCCGAGCCCGACCGCAGACGAGAAAGCGCUCGAGAAGGAGAGGGCUACGUUAGAACGGCUUCGAGCAAAGCGCCCUCGGAGGCUCAACGCGCGAUCGCUGUGCAUCAAGGACUUGAUCGAGCUAUGCACGCAGAGGCGCGCGCAGGGCAAGAUCAAACGCCAUUGCCCCAACCUGCAGCAGGAUCUCCUGGCCAAAGGGGCCGCUAUGUUUCAGAACAUCAGUGCCGAGCGCCGCCGCGAGUACGACGCUGUCGUAGUGCGGGCGCAGGCGGAGGCAAUCCGCGCCACUUCCAACAGCAUCGAGGAGAGCCAGCGUCGUCUUGCAGAGCUCAUCGAGCGCCAUGAGAAGGCCAUGGAGGCGCUCAGAGCCGAAGGGCCGCCCUUGACCCUGGUCUCUGCGAAGUUGUCCACAGAGCAGGCCGCCAGACUUGAGGGCGCGUUCGGGGACCAGCGGCAGCUUCGCGACGUCGACGUGCUCGCUCGGAGGGCCGCGGUGCAAGAGGCUAGCAUGCCCGGCGCUGCCUUCUUCCAGGCCUUGGGGGAGAUGCCCGUGGCGCCGCUGCCAGAGAGCAGCCGCCCUGCGCCCCCAUCCUGGGUUUCUCGGGUCGCCCAGGAGCGCGCGUCCUUCCGGAAGACAGUAUUCAAGGUCACUGUCGGCACCGACGAGCUGUACUUGUUGUUCCUGUUCGCCAUGCAGAGUCCGGCCACGGUCGUGUUCGCUCGUCUCAACCACGCUGUGCGGCCGGCCUUGGUCGGCGUCUUCAAUAUGGAGGCGCUGGAUGCUGCUUCUGGGCAGUGGCCGAUCGAGUUCACCACCGACUUCGCCCAGUUCGUAAGCGCGGACGACCUCCCCGACGUGCCUGCCUCCGACGUCGCCGUGCUCACGGGCGCCCGCUACCUGGGGGGCGCCAGGGUCGGCGCCAGAUCGGGCUGGCAACCUCUCGACGCCAUGCUCGGACAGUUCCCCCCCCGCCCCGCGGCCCCGAAAAAGGAGGCGAGCGAGGCGUGGCACGAGGACCUGAGCAAGGUCAAGCCGUACUUGAAACGCUUCUUGGAGCAGGCUCGCUCGGGGCCCAGCUCGGCGUCUGCACGGCCUGCAGGCGCAGACGACCACGACGACUUCGGCGUGGGGGCCCUCAGCGACGAGGAUUUGGAUGAACUCUUCGCUGCUCUCAGCGAAGCGAGACAGCUCAUCGUGGACACUGUGGAGGUGGACGAGGACUUCCACGUGAAUGUUUUGGGAGGCCUCUGGACGAUGGUGCAUCGUGGCGUCAGCCACGAUGCGUAUCAAGGGACAGUGAUCAGGCGUCAGAGCCAGGCGAGCAAGUUUGCUGUAUCUUACGGCUUCCAGGCGGCCCAGCGGUUUAAUGUGACACUAUACGGAGAAGAAGGCGCCCUCACCUUGGCUCAGGCAUGGGUGCGCAAAUCUCAGUUUUACUACAAUAUCUGGAAAGCACAGCCACUGCACGACUACAUCUUCUCGGCGGCAGAGUUGCGUGCUUGGGAGCCACCUCCCGCACUGGUGGCCUUGAUUGAGCGCCUGCCGCCGGGCCGGGCGAGGUCGCGGGCAGUUUCGUUGCGAGACUUUCGCCUUGCCCGCCCGUGAUGCCCGGCGCGCCUGCCAGGCAACUGUAC
Messenger RNA from Prorocentrum cordatum, 2634 nucleotides. NCBI's taxonomy places the organism in Eukaryota, Dinophyceae, Prorocentrales, Prorocentraceae. The record is from the annotation of a GenBank genome assembly.